Callithrix jacchus (white-tufted-ear marmoset) is the source of this 10599-nucleotide messenger RNA. The record is from RefSeq and is a predicted model, not a curated record. Lineage: Eukaryota; Metazoa; Chordata; Mammalia; Primates; Cebidae.
AGACCGGGGCACACACCAACGUGUGGACAGAGACCCGCGCACCCAAACACAAGUGCGCAAAGAGACGCACACACAAAGACACGUGGGCACACAGAGAUGCAAACAUACACACGAGUUCACACAGAAACGCGCGCACACAGACACACGCACGCGAACAAACACGUCUCCCCAGCGCCCCCUCCGGCUCCCGCAGCCUUGGGGUUCCCGCCCGACCACAGGCUCCUGGCUCCCUCACCGACUGCAUCUCGGGGGCGAUCCCAGUCGGGUUCCGUCUGAGCCUCGCAACCAAACCGCGACAGCGGACCCAUUACCCGGAGGCCCGCAGCCUGGAGAAGGAACCGGGACUCAGAAUAGCCUCCGGGACCGAGCCCUCCAAGAAAGGCAGCCCAGGCCCCCGACAACCGUGGACGGAGCCAGGGUUUAUAAUGCAAACAUGUUUAAGAUCUCAUUUACUGAGGACUUGUAAGUUCCUCUGGGAAACAUGAAGUAAUGGACAAGCAAAGGGAAGAUGAAAAAAGGCAGAGGUAACAGGAACAUUUUAACUAAAAUUCAAGUUUAAGACUCUGUACUUGUCCAAGAGAAGAAUUCAGAGAAAUCAGAGCAGGUCAAAUAGUUCUAAAAGCCAUGGCUCAGGGAUUGGUGACAUUUAGGGACGUGGCCAUAGAGUUCUCUCUGGAAGAAUGGAAGUGCCUGGAACCUGCUCAGAGGGACCUGUACAGGGAGGUGACUCUGGAGAACUUUGGUCACUUGGUAUCGCUAGGACUCUCCAUUCCUAAGCCUGAUGUCAUCUCCUUACUGGAGCAAGGGAAAGAGCCCUGGAUAAUUGCAAAUGAUGUGACAGGACCAUGGUGCCCAGAGUUUCACUCGUUACCCAGGCUGGAGUACAAUGGUGCGAUCUCGGCUCACCGCAACCUCUGCUUCCUGGGUUCAGACUUGGAGUCCAGGUGUGAGAAAUUUCUACAAAAAGGUAUUUUUGAAGUCAAGGCAUUCAACUGGGAGAUCAUGGAAAGGCUUAAAUGCUGUGACCUGGAGGGCUCCGAUUUUACAGAUGACUGGGAAUGCGAAGGCCAGUUUGAGAGGCAAGUUAGUGAGGAGUGCUAUUUUAAGCAAGUAAAUGUCACCUAUGGACAUAUGCCCGCGUUCCAGAAUCACACAUCUCACACUCUGCGUCAGAGCAGUGAGACUGGUGAGAAACUGAUUGAAUGUCCUGAAUGUGGGAAAGUGUUUAGCCGUGGCUCACACCUUACUCAACAUCAGAAAACUCACACUGGGGAAAAACCCUUCAGAUGUAAGGAAUGUGGGAAGGCCUUCAGCCGUGCCUCACACCUUGUGCAGCAUCAGAGAAUUCACACCGGUGAGAAACCCUAUGACUGUAAGGACUGUGGGAAGGCCUUUGGUCGUACAUCAGAACUUACUCUACAUCAGCGACUUCAUACUGGUGUCAAACCUUAUGAAUGUAAAGAAUGCGGAAAGAGCUUUAGGCAGCAUUCACAGCUGAUUCUGCAUCAGAGGACUCACACAGGUGAGAAGCCCUACGUAUGUAAAGACUGUGGCAAGGCUUUCAUUCGUGGCUCACAGCUCACUGUGCAUCGAAGAAUCCACACGGGUGCCAGACCCUAUGAGUGUAAAGAAUGUGGGAAAGCCUUCAGGCAGCAUUCACAGCUGACUGUACACCAGCGGAUCCAUACUGGGGAGAAACCCUACGAGUGUAAGGAAUGUGGAAAGGGCUUUAUUCACAGCUCAGAAGUUACUCGACAUCAAAGAAUUCAUUCUGGGGAGAAACCCUAUGAGUGUAAGGAGUGCGGGAAGGCCUUUAGACAGCACGCACAGCUUACGCGGCAUCAGAGAGUCCAUACUGGCGACAGACCCUAUGAAUGUAAGGACUGUGGGAAGGCAUUUAGUCGGAGUUCAUACCUCAUUCAGCAUCAAAGGAUCCACACCGGUGACAAACCCUACGAAUGUAAGGAAUGUGGGAAGGCCUUUAUUCGUGUUUCACAACUAACUCAUCAUCAGCGGAUUCACACUUGUGAGAAACCCUAUGAAUGCAGGGAAUGCGGAAUGGCCUUUAUUCGUAGUUCACAACUUACUGAACAUCAGAGAAUUCAUCCCGGUAUCAAACCUUACGAAUGUAGAGAGUGUGGGCAGGCAUUUAUUCUUGGCUCACAACUCAUUGAACACUACAGAAUUCAUACUGGUUAGAAAACCUUGAGUGUGAGGGAUAAAGAGAAGCCUUUAUGUGGACUUCACAUCUGUACUACAUAAUUGUGUGUGUGUGUGUGUGUGUGUGUGAGAUGGAGUUUCACUAUUAUUGCCCAGGCUGGAGUACAAUGGUACAAUCUCGGCUUACUUCAGUCUCUGCCUCCGGGUUCAAGUGAUUCUCCUGCCUCUGCCACCCGACUAGCUGGGAUUACAGGCAUGCGCCACCAUACUUAGCUGAUUUUGUAUUUCUAAUAAAGGCAGGGUUUCUCCACAUUGGUCAGGCUGGCCUCAAACUCCUGACCUCGUGAUCCUCCCAUCUCGGCUUUCCAAAGUUGCUGGGAUUACAGGCAUGAGCCACGGCACCUGGCUAAUUUUGUAUUUUUAAUAGAAAUGAGGUUUCUCCAUGUUGGUCAGGCUGGUCUUGAACUCCUGACCUCAGGUGAUCCGCCAACCUCGGCUUCCCAAAGUACUGGGAUUACUUAUUCAAUCUCUUUGUCCCUCAGUUUACUUAUUAUUAUUAUUAUUAUUAUUUUUGAGACGGAGUUUCGCUCUUGCUACCUAGACUGGAGUGCAAUGGCACAAUCUCGGCUCACCGCAACCUCUGCCUCCUGGGUUCAAGCAAUUCUCCUGCCUCAGCCUCCUGAGUAGCUGGGAUUACAGGCACGCGCCACCAUGCCCAGCUGAUUUUUUGUAUUUAGUAGAGAUGGGGUUUCACCAUGUUGACCAGGAUGGUCUCGAUCUCUUGACCUCGUGAUCCACCUGCCUCGGCCUCCCAAAGUGCUGGGAUUACAGGCGUGAGCCACCGCGCCCGGCAGUUUACUUAUUUUUAAGUGGUGAUUAUUAUGCCUGAUAGAAUUUUUAUGAGGACUAAAUGAUGUAUUUUAUGUAAAGCCUUAGAAGUAAUACCUGGCAUGCACAAGUGCUCAGUAACUAUUAGCUAUUGUCAAUUUGAUUAUCAGUAUCACUGAAAAGGAGUUCAUGUGAGAUGAGAGGAGAGCCCCUUAUGAAUGUAUCCAAAAGUCUUCAUAACCAGUUGAAUAAUGAUCAUUUACUCCGAAAAAUACUGGGAAAGCAUAAUUAUUAUGAGGCCUUAAAUCAAAAUGUUAGAAAUUCAGAAAAUUAGAAAUAAACAGAAGCAUGACCGGGCAAACUGGCUCACACCUGUAAUCCCAGCAGUUUGGGAGGCUGAGGCAGGCAGAUCACUUGAGGUCAGGAGUUCAAGAUCAGCCUGGGCAACAGAGAGAGUCUCUACAAAAAUAAAAAAAAAUUUGCCACGCAGGGUGGCGCAUGCCUGUGGUCCCUGCUACUUGAGAGGCUGAAGUGGGAGGAUCACUUGUGCCUAGGAGGUCAAGGCUGCAGUGAGCUAUGAUCGUGCCAGUGCACUACAGUCUGAGCAACAGAGCGAGACCAUGUCUCAAGAAAAAAGAAAAAAUUAACAGAAUAGCCAAAAGCAAUAAGCCCAUUUUCUAAAACCACUCUAUAACUUAAAGAGAAAUCAAAACUAAAAUUACAAACUAGAAAUGAACGACUAAAUUCUACAUGUCAGAAUUAGUUUGGGCCAGGUGUGAUGGCUCACACCUGUAAUCACAGCACUUUGGGAAGCCAAAGUGGGUGGAUCACUUGAGGUUAGGAGUUCAAGACCAGCCUGGCCAACAUGGUAAAACACUAUCUCUACUAAAAAUACAAAAAUGAGCUAGGCAUGGUGGUGGGUGUCUGUAAGUCCCAGCUAUUUGGGAGGCUGAGGCAGGAGAAUCACUUGAACCCAGGAGGCAGAGGUUGCAGUGAGCUAGGAUGGCUUGCACUCCAACCUGGGCAACAAGAACGAAAUUUAGUCUCAAAAAAAAAAAAAAAAAAAAAAAAUUAGCCAGGUGCAGUGGUGCAUACCUGUAGUCCCAGCUACUCAGAAGGCUGUGGCAGGAGAAUUGCCCAGGAGAAUUGAGCCUCGGAGGUGGAGGUUGAAGUGAGCUGAGAUCAUGCCACUGCACUCCAGCCUGAGUGACACAGAGAAGAACUAGUUUAGCAUAGCCAAUGCUGUACUCCAUGGCUCACAACUCAUAACCUACGGGUUAAAGGUAGCAGCUUUGUUCUCUAUGUGUAGUUCUCCAACACCUCAUCACUGCCAGUCACAUACUAAACAUGUUGAAUGACUGAGUAGUCAACUCUCAAAGUUAGGAGGAAAUUAAAAUAUAAAUCAAAGCAGUAAGGUUAUUAAAAAUAAAAAUGAACAGAAUGGAAAACAAAACAUUUCAUCUGAAGGUUGUUUAACAAUAUACUAAGACUAUUUACAAGUGUGAUCUAGGAAAAAAAUAUGAAUGAGAAAGGGGGUAAAGAUUUUUCAAAGAUAGCUUACUAUGCAUGACUUUUUCUGUUUUAAAAUCUAGACAAAAUGAAUUUUUACAAAAAUAUUAAAAUUGAUUCCUAGGAUUUCUGUAAUCCUAGCACUUUGGGGGGCCAAGGUGGGUGGAUCACCUGAGGUCAGAAGUUUGAGAUCAGCCUGGCCAACAUGGUGAAACCCCAUCUCUAUUAAAAAUACAAAAAUUAGCUGGGCGUGGUGGCAUGUGUCUGUAAUCCUAGCUACCUGGGAGACUCAGGCAGGAGAAUUGCUGAAACCCAAAGUCAGAGGCUACAGUGAGCCUGGAUCAUGCCAGUGCACUCCAGCCUGGGUGACAGAGCCAGACUCCAUCUCAAAAAACAAACAAAAAAAUUAGCUGGGCGUGAUGGUGCACACCUGUAGUCCCAGCUAUUUGGGAGGCUGAGGAAGGAGAAUCGCUUGAACCUGGGAGGUGGAGGUUGCAAUGAGCCAAGAUCACACCACUGCACUCCAGCCUGGGUGACAGAGCAACACUGAGUCUAAAAAAAAAACAGCAGCUAAUUUUAAAUGAAAUGUCUAAAACCUUACUGUUCUGAAUUAAUGAUGAUUUCAGACUGUUGAUACUGUGCCCCAAUAGAUCACAGUGAUGGGGAAUAGAGCCUUGAUCCAUAGUGACAUCUGGAUCAGGGUUUGCCAGUGAGUCUGGAAUCUCAGGAAACUGAUCUCCUUAGCCCUUGGGGUAGCCAGCCAAUGUCUGGGGCAGGGAGCCACUUGCACUUUGAUGCCAGCUGUCUUAUCAAUUAUCUAUAUAUCCGUUGCCUACAAAAGAUUAGAAAGCAAUGUUCUGUAUGUUAUUUUUCUUUAAGUGGUUUAAUGAUUAAAAUGUUCUGUUGGAGGGACUCAAAGCUAUGACAUUAAAAAAUUUCACUCUGGGCUGGGCAUGGUGGUUCCUCCCAUAAUCAUAGCACUUUGGGAGGCCGAGGCUGGUGGAUUACUUAAGCUCAGGAGUUUGAGACCAGCCAAGGCAACAUGAUGAAACCCUGUCUUUACUAAAAUACAAAAGAAAUUACCCAGGUGUGGUGGCCUGCACCUGUAAUCCCAGCUACUUGGGAGGCUGAGGCAGGAGAAUUGCUUGAACCCAGGAGGCAGAGGUUGCAGUGAGCCAAGAUCAUGCCACUGUACUCCAGCCUGAGUGACAGAGCACUCAUCUCAAAUAGAUUAGGUAGAUAGAUAGAUAGAUAGAUAGAUAGAUAGAUAGAUAGAUAGGUAGUCACUCUGAAUAGUUAUAGCACAGGCAUAGGAUAAAAUUGUUGAAGUUACAAUUUGUUGUUGUUGGGUUUUUGUUUGUGUGUGUGGUUUUUGAGACUGAGUCUCACCCAGGCUGGAAGACAGUGGCACUAUCUUAGCUUUCUGCAACCUCCACCUCCUGGGUUCAAGUGAUUCUCCAGCCUCAGCCUCCUGAGUAGCUGAGAUUACAGAUGCCCGCCAUCAUGCCUGGCUGAUGUUUGUGUUUUUCAUAGAGACAGGGUUUCACUGUGUUGUCCAGUCUGGUCUUGAACUCCUGACCUCAAGUGAUCUGUCUGCCUUGGCCUCCCAAAGGGCACUGCCCGGCCUAAAAUUACACUUUGGUAUGCAGACAUAAACGAAUCUUCAUACAAUAGCUCCCCACUUUUCCCACUCCGUUACCCUUUAUGGAACAGUCACUAACACCAAGUUCUUGUAUAUCGUUUCUGAUUUUUAAUUUGCAUAAACAUGUAAUCCCAGCACUUCGGGAGGCCGAUGUGAGCAGAUCACUUGAAGUCAGGAGUUCAAGACCAGCCUGGCCAACAUGGUGAAACGUCGUUUCUACUAAAAAAAUAUAAAAAUUAACCGGGUGUGGUGGCGCAUGCCUAUAGUCCUAGCUACUUGGGAGGCUGGGGCACAAGAAUUGCUUCAACCCAAGAGGCAGAGGCUGCAAUGAGCCGAGAUCCUGCCACUACACUCCACCCUGGGCAACAGAGUGGAGACUCCGUCUCAAAAACAGUAAUUAUUAUUAUUUCCAUAAGCAUAAUGUACUCUUUAUAAAAAUAUUUUACGUAAGUAAUAGCAAAUUUCAACACACUGCUAUUUUUGUUUAUGCAUACAUCUUGCAGAUUAGACCAUAUUGGUACAUAUAUAGCUGCCUCAUUUAUUUUGAACAACUCCUUAGGAUUCCAUCAUCUGUGUGUUUCAUAAUUUAACACGGUCAGUUUUUUUUUUGAGACGGAGUCUCACUCCGUUGCCCAGGCUGGAGUGUAGUGGCACAAUCUCGGCUCACCAUAACCUCUGUCUCCCGGGUUCAAGUAAUUCUUCUGCCUCAACCUCCCAAGUAGCUGGGAUUAGGUACAGCCACCAUGCCCAGCUAAUUUUUGUAUUUUUUAGUAAAGAUGGGUUUCACUAUGUUGACCAGGCUGGUCGUGAACUCCUGACCUUGUGAUCUACCUGCCUCAGCCUCCCAAAGUCCUGAGAUUACAGGUGUAAGCCACCACGCCCAGCCUUUUUUUUUUUUUUUUUUGAGAUAGAGUCUUGAUCUGUUGCCCAGGCUGGAGUGCAGUGGUAUGAUUUUGGCUCACUGCAACCUCUGCCUCCUGAGUUCAAGAGAUUCUCCUGCCUCAGCCUUCCAAGCAGCUGGAAUUACAGGCACUCACCACCAUGUCCAGCUAAUUUUUGUAUUUUUAGUAGCAACAGGAUUUUGCCAUGUUGGCCUGGCUGGUCUCGAAUUUCUGACCUCAAGUGAUCUGCCUGCCUUGGCCUCUCAGAGCUGGGAUUACAGGUUUGAGCCACCAUUCCCGGACUUUCUAUCAUUUUUUCUUCUUUCUUUUUUUUUGAGAUGGAGUCUCGCUCUUAUCACCUAGGCUGGAAUGCAGUGGCAUGAUCUUGGAUCACUGCAACCUCCAUCUCCUGGGUUCAGUCGAUUCUCCUGCCUCAGCGUCCCAGUUAGCUAGGAUUACAGGUGCCCACUACCACGCCCAGCUAAAUUUUUGUAUUUUUAGUAGAGACGGGGUUUCAUCACGUUGGGUGGGCUGGUCUCGAAUCCCUGACCUCAGGUGAUCCACCUACCUUGGCCUCCCAAAGUUUUGGUAUUAUAGGCAUGAGCCACCGCACCCAGCCUAUUUUUUGUUCUUUCAAACAAACACGUAAUACAUAUUUCCCUUGCACAUAAAUUAUUUUGUACAUGUGUAAUAUAUCUUUAAGAUAAAUUCCUAGAAGUGGAAAUGCUAGAUAAAAAUGUAAAUUUUUAAAAACUUUCUAUUGUGACUAAAUGUGCACAUAUAAAAAAUUCACAGAAUUUUAUAAUGAACCCCAGAGGCCUCAUCACCAGCUUCCAGAAUUAUCAACUCACGCCCAAUCUUGCUUUGUCUGUAUUCCCUCCCACUUCUCUCAUCUCCGUGUCAUUUUUGAAGUGAACACCAGAUAUAUGAUUUCAUCCAUAAACAUUUCAUCUAUAUCAUUUCAUACAUAUCUCUAAAACACAUCACAACUUUAGAAAAGAAUUUGACUCCUAAAAAGAAAAAAUGGGCCAGGCACAGUGGCCCAGUACUUUGGGAGGCUGAGGCGGGCAGAUCACCUGAGAUCAGGAGUUCGAGACCAGCCUGGCCAACUUGGUGAAUCUCUCUACUAAAAAUACAAAAAUUAGCUGGGCAUGGUGGCAGGUGCCUGUAAUCCCAGCUACUUGGGAGGCUGAGGCAGGAGAAUCACUUGAACUUGGGAGGUGGAGGCUGCAGUGAGCCGAGAUGUUGCAGUGAGCCAAGAUCGUACCACUGCACUCCAGCCUGGGCUACAGAGCAAGACUCUAUCUCAAAAAAAAAAAAAAAAAAAAAAAAAAAAAAAAGAAGGCCGGGCGCAGUGGCUCAAGCCUGUAAUCCCAGCACUUUGGGAGGCCGAGGCGGGUGGAUCACGAGGUCAAGAGAUUGAGACCAUCCUGGUCAACAUGGUGAAACCUGGUCUCUACUAAAAAUACAAAAAAUUAGCUGGGCAUAGUGGCGCGUGCCUGUAGUCCCAGCUACUCAGGAGGCUGAGACAGGAGAAUUGCCUGAACCCACGAGACAGAGCUUGAGGUGAGCCGAGAUCGCGCCAUUGCACUCCAGCCUGGAUAACAAGAGCGAAACUCCGUCUCAAAAAGAAAAAAGAAAAGAAAUGACAUUACCACCUUAAUGCCAUUAUAUGUAUGAUAGUGUUCAAAUUCCUGUUUGUUUCAUAAAUGUCAGUUUUAGAAAAAAUUACCAGGAUCCAAAUAAUGUCCACACAUUGCAGUUGGUGUCUCUUAUUUCUCAACCUAUUAUUCACAGUCUAUUCUCCCUUACUGUUUUUUUUUUCUUGCAACUUACUGUUUUUUGAAGAAAUUAGGUAAUUUGCCUCAUAGAUCUUCUCUGAAUCUGGUUUCUGCUGGAUGCAUCUGCAUGGUGUAGUUUAACAUGCUCCUCUAUCCCUAGUAUUUCCUGUAAAAUGGUAGUUGAGAUUUAGAGGACUGAUCAGAUUAAGGUGUUUUUUUGUUAAGGUUAUUUAUAAGUGGUUAAUAAUAGGAGCUGUAAUAGCUAAGUGUUGCUUUUUUUGUGAUGUUGGCAACCAUUGAUGUUUAAUUGAUAAAUCUGUUCAUUAGAGGUUACAAAAUGGUGAUAUCUUAUUAUUCAUUCUUUCCUUAUUAGCUAGAAUUUCCUUAUUUUCUUCAUACAAAGAAAAACUUUCCAGCCUGGUGUGGUGGUUCACACCUGUAGUCCCAGCACUUUGGAAGGCUGAGGCAGGUGGAUCACUUGAGGUCAGGAGUUCGAGACUAGCUGACCAAUAUAGUGAAACCCCCAUCUCUACUAAAAAUACAAAAUUAGCUGGGUGUGGAGGCUGAGGCAGGAGAAUCGCUUGAACCCGGGAGGCAGAGGUUACAGUGAGCCAAGAUUGCACCAUUGCACUCUAGCCUGGGCAACAGGAGUGAAACUCCGUCUAAAAACAAAACAAAACCUUUCCUUCAGCUAUUAUUUAGUUACCUAAUGAUGCAGUAAAGAAAUGCAGGAUAAAUGCUUCUUUCUCUUUACUGGUUUUCAAACUAAUGAGUUGAGGCCAGGUGCAGUGCCUCACACCUGUAACCCCAGUACUUUGGUAAGCCAAGGCAGGCAGAUCACUUAAGGUCAGGAGUUCAAGACCAGCCUGGCCAACAUGGUGAAACCCCAUCUCUAUUAAAAAUGUAAAAAUUAGCCAGGCAUGGUGGUACAUGCCUAUAAUCCCAGGUACUCAGGAGGCUGAGGCAGGAGAAUUGCCUGAACCCGGGAGGCGGAGGUUGCAGUGAGCUGGAGGUUGCACCACUGCACUGCAGCCUGGGUGACAAGAGCGAAAUUCUGUCUCAAAAAUAAUAACAAAACAAUAAUAAUGAGCUGGUUCCCCCAGCAGUCUGCCAUGGUAGCUGAUGAAUUUAGAUGCAGGAGUGUGUGUGUGUUUCAUGUUUAAUGUGUUUCAAUCCAUUUAAGUUGCACCCUCAGUGAUGCUUAAAUGCUUCCAUGUUGGGUGUGGAAGAGUCUUCCAAUUGGCUCCUGUGUUCUUUUGCUAUGGCCCAGUCGUCUCUGAUCAUUUGCCCGCUGUCUCCCACCCCGAGAUGUUGCAAGCUUAUCUUGCUGACUUCCUGUCUCUCAACUUUAAGUCGCCAUUUUCCAAGGAGCCCUCUUCUUUCCUUUUGGUACUUUGGUACUUUCCCAGAUGGUAUUUGGAAACCACAAUCAGGUUGUUAGGAGCGCUUCCUGCUCCUAGUUGGCCAUUUUUAAGAAGUGUAUACAUUUUAAGCCAUUCUAUAGACAUUGCUCAAGUGCCUUCAGGAAGAUUAUGCACCUGUACAUCUACCUACAGUAGAAGAGACCCCAAAGCCACGCUCAUCUGAUCCUGAAGAAUCAUUUAUUUUGAACAUAGACCAUUGACAAGGUGAAAAAUGGCAAAGUCUCUCUUGUUUACAUUUGCGUUCCUUCAAUAGUGAUUAAAUUACCAUUUGUUCACAUAUUUGUUGACCAUUGGAAUUGCUUUUAGCACAGUGCCUAAAACAUAGUAGGUGCUCAAUAAAUAUUUGGUAAUUGAAUAAAUUACUUGUACAUUCA